Rotaria sp. Silwood1 is the source of this 969-nucleotide messenger RNA. The record is from the annotation of a GenBank genome assembly. NCBI's taxonomy places the organism in Eukaryota, Metazoa, Rotifera, Eurotatoria, Philodinida, Philodinidae.
AUGACUACAGAACGUCCUUUCGGUGCACUAUUUCGAUGUGAUUUCGAUUCCACAGCAUGUUUUGCAAAUGAUCAACUGAAACGAACUAGUGGUAAUGAAUUUAAUCCUAAUGGAAUUUCUACUAGCUUAGAACGUCCUAAAGCACCAACUUCGGAUGUUACAUCUAUUACCCUUCCAACAAGUAACAAUCAAAAAUGCCAUUUACCUUAUCGAUUACCAUUUAAUGGUAGUAUCGAUAUCGGUAUAUGGGAUCUGAACUUUUGUUAUAAUAAUCAAUGUAGAACACCGAAUGGACUGACAGCAACAUGUCAAUUAGGUUUAUAUGGUCUAGUAUCACUUAAUGCAUCAGAACCAUUGAAGACAAUCAAUGGCUCAGUCGAUUUUAACCUUACUCUAGGAGAUUCAAUUGGAGAACAAUGUCUUCGAUUUUAUUAUUAUUUUACUUUUGAUGAAGGACAAGAUUGGGGCCAGCAGAUUCAAGUGUGGAUAAGAUCUACUGAUGAAAGUGACAAUGAACUUUUAAUUACGAAUCUUACAAGAAAUGAUACAAUAGAAAAUAAAUGGCAAUUUCACGAUGUCACAUUUAAUUCAACAUUUUCUAAUUAUACAUUAGCUUUUUCUUUUCUUAUUGAUAACGAAACUGAAAUAGAACAAUCAAUAUUGAAUCAAACGAUUUAUUUUGCAUUAGAUAAUAUAGAAAUAUAUGAUUAUAACUGUUCAUAUGUCAAUGAUACAUUGGCUAGUUUGACAACUCCACCGAGCACUACAGUAGGAGUGACUCCGCCAGGACCAAAUGCAGGAUUAAUUGCCGGUCUCACAGUCGGACUCGGAAUCCCUGCUUUAAUUUGUAUCACUGUUGUUGGUUAUUUUUAUAAAAGACAGAGAGAUAUCUAUGAUAGGGAACGCUUCGAUAUUCCGAUGAUGCCUAGAAGUUAUCGCGCAACUACGAAACCAUUAAAGAAUGCAUGA